CCAAGGCAACCGGCGGGCACGCGGUUGUCCUGGAGACCGGCGGGCGCCUCAGUCUCUCAAGGGAGCUGCCUUUGCCCGCACCCAGGCAUGAUGUUUCGCCGAGGUUAUAGGGCCUCUGAAAGGCGAAGACAAGUGAGCGAUCGCCUCAGCUGGCAACAAGACCAGGCGCUGAGCAGCAGCAUCUACCUUCUACGAGAGAUGGGGCCCACUGGCUUCCUGCUGAGGGAGGAGGAGCCGGAAAACAGGGAUUUCCGAGUUUUUCUAGGAAAUCCUCAUGUUUGUAACUGUUCCACAUUUCAGAAAGGAGGGGAACUUUGCAAGCAUAUAUGCUGGGUCUUGUUGAAAAAAUUCAAGCUUCCAAGGAAUCAUGAAUCUGCUUUGCAGUUAGGUCUUGUGGAAGGUGAAAUCAGUGACUUACUUCGGGGUAUACAUCGAGUUCAAACUCCCCAGCAAGGAAUGAAUGAUGCAAAUGUACAUAUUGAAGAAGAUGGGUGCAUUAAACAAAAGGAAAUUGGUUCAGAUGAUAUCUGCUCUAUUUGUCAAGAAGUACUUUUAGAGAAAAAGCUUCCUAUUACCUUUUGCAGGUUUGGCUGUGGCAAUAGCAUUCAUAUAAAAUGCAUGAAGAUCUUAGCCAAUUAUCAGAAUAUGAUAUCGAACACUUCCAUGUUGAAAUGUCCUCUGUGCAGGAAAGAGUUUGCACCAUUAAAACUUAUUUUAGAGGAAUUCAAAAACUCUAACAAACUUGUGACUGCAGCCGAGAAAGAGCGACUGGACAAACACCUUGGAAUUCCUUGUAACAGUUGUAAACAAUUUCCAAUUGAGGGAACGUGUUAUAAGUGCACCAAAUGUAUAGAAUAUCACUUAUGCCAGAAAUGUUAUGAUAGCUGCUGCCAUCUCCCUCAUCCAUUUGCAUUUCGUGAGAAGAGAAAUCAAAGAUGGAGAUCGCUAGAAAAAAGAUCAGAUGAAACUGUAAAAUAUAUAGAUAUUAAAAAUGAGAUACAAAAAAUGUCACAUGUUCAGGAAAAACAAGGCCAAGUUUACACACCAAAGCACGUGGUAAAGUCAUUGCCUCUCUUACUAGUCACAAAGAAUAGUAAGCUGCUUGCUCCAGGCUACCAGUGUCGACUUUGUUUGAAGGCAUUUCAUCUUGGUCAACAAACGAGAUUGCUACCAUGUACUCACAAGUUUCAUAGAAAAUGUAUUGACAGUUGGUUACUCCACAAGUGCAAUUCAUGCCCUAUUGAUGGACAAGUUAUAUAUAACCCUUUAAUCUGGAAAGAUACAGCAGUGAAUGGACACACACAUCAGUCUGUUUCAAACACAGACAUCACUCAUCUGUCAAAACAGGAAGAACCAGAACUUUUUAUUCCUGGUAUUGGAUUAGUCUUAAAACAAAAUAGACUUGGAAUUUUACCUAGCAUACCUCAACAUAGUUCUGAAAAGUUGAAUACACCUGAAAGUCCAACAGAUGUCUAUCAAAAUAUAACAAUAGAUGACCUAAAGUCUUUCAAAUUAGAUGAUUCAAAUUCAAGAAAAUUAAUCUAUGAAUAUAAAAUUAGCCAACAUUUCCCCACAUAUCUUCAAGAUUUAUCCACUGGAUCUUUUGGGAAAAUACCGUCUCAAACAUUUCUUCCUUCUAUUGCUCAAAAGAAUAUUGUAUGUCCCACUGGAAUGGAAAGCCCACAUAUCAGUGAAAAAUACCACAUUGGUCAAAGCCAGAAGAUGACCAGGGACUAUAAACGAAUUCACCACAAUACAAAGAAGAUGCUUGGUACUAGAAUAAAAGAAGACAACAGGAAAUCAAGUACUGUAUUUCCAAAAGAUUUAAAUCUUAUUGUCGAUUGGGGUACAAAUAAACUUAGUUUGUCUAAAAGGUAUAAUAAUUGUAUGGGUAAAAUUAGACAAAAAUGUAGUAGUCUAUCAAGAAGACCUAUAUCUUACCCUUUAAAUACAAAGAGUACUGAGCUAUCUUUAGUAUUGGAAGGUCUUCAAUUAUGAAAAUGUGCUUUUAACACCAGAAAAUAUUUGAAGAUUGAACAUAAAAAUUUUUAUUUAUAGAACAUAAAAAAACCACUGUUUUCUAUUGACAAGUGUAUAUGAAAUUCUCUGUUGUCAUUUUGCCUGCUUGCCUAUGAAUAACUACACUUAAAGGAAAUAACCCCAUUCCUUAUAAAACUUAAAGCAGUAGGUACCUUGGUGAAUAUGUUCAGGAUGUAAUGAAUUAUGAAUAUUUUUAGAACUUUUAUAUCUGAUUUUAUGCUGAUAAAAUAAUUAUUUUUACUUACAUUAAGGAAAUAGAUUUUUCUUGCAUUAACUCACUGUUUUCAAACAUUCCACUUGAUAACAUAUAACAUGCAGGGAUUCUUUCCAUGUACUUGUGUCAUUUUCGUAUUUUCUUGCACUACUCACCACCACAAGCCUAUAGGAAAGUCCAGAUGGCAGUUUUCUUUUUUACUUUAUUUCUUUAAAGGUGUUUUCUUAUACAUGAA
Molecule: messenger RNA, 2489 nt
Organism: Manis pentadactyla (Chinese pangolin)
Lineage: Eukaryota; Metazoa; Chordata; Mammalia; Pholidota; Manidae
Gene: ZSWIM2
Product: zinc finger SWIM-type containing 2
Exons: 9
Coding region: 88-1998 (636 amino acids)
Molecular function (GO): ubiquitin protein ligase activity; zinc ion binding
Source: RefSeq, a predicted model, not a curated record